Camelus dromedarius (Arabian camel) is the source of this 813-nucleotide messenger RNA. RefSeq names its product testis specific 13 (gene TSGA13). The record is from RefSeq and is a predicted model, not a curated record. Bases 1 to 813 code for a protein of 270 amino acids. Lineage: Eukaryota; Metazoa; Chordata; Mammalia; Artiodactyla; Camelidae. The transcript has 7 exons.
AUGGGCCGAAAGAGAUAUGCCAAGUUUCAAUAUGGCAAAUCAAGGACGUCAAGAACUAGCCCAGUUGAACUUGAGAAAGAAACGAUUGUUGACAGUGAUGAGAUUUUUGAUGCAGUCGGGCAAUCAAAAUUUGUUCUGGAGAAACUUCAGCAUUACACGGUCCAUCCUAAUUUGGCCCAGUACUAUGAGCCUAUGAAGCCCACUGCGCUGCAUAAAUUCCUGGCUCGAAACAGGAAAAUCCAAAGCUUCAUGUUAAAAGUAACAGAGUAUGAUCAGGAUAAGACUUUACUGAUUCUGACCAACAACCCACCUCCCUGCCCAACUGACCAUCAAGGAAAGGACGACACACCAAAAUACUUCUCGAAGGAGUUACUGCUUAAGGAAAGUUGUCAGCACAAACCCGCUGAGAACCUACCCCUGAUGUCUCAGAAAAAAAAGUUAAGAUCUGAGCUGAAACCAAUCUUCCCGGUGACACUGUUGGAGGACCCUGCAUCCAAGCAAGAACAAUGGUUUAGGUUUUCCACGGACAAGGAUUUCAAGAGUGAAGGGAAGUAUUCAAAGGCGUACGCUUUGAGAAAACAGAAAAAAAUGUACCCUCAGCUGAACUUUGCUCCUGUCUGUAAAAGAGACACGAGGAAUGACGUCUCCGAGAAGUCAGGGAGCGACUUGCCAACAUCCCAGAUGAUCUGGGAACCAUUAACCCUUUCACCACUUCUGAAAGAGAAGCCCACCAGAACCGUGCCAGGAGAGAGCACCUUCCGCAAUGGAAGGGCCCAACAGUGGAUUAUAAAAAAAGCCACUGUCACUAAGUGA